CUGGCGGAGCCGAGGGUGCGAGCGGCGAGGGCGGGAGCGGGCUGCGGGAGGCUGCUCGCGCAGGGAGCGCCGGGACAGAUGGGGAAACCAAGGCAUGGAAGUUAACCAACUCGUCCAAAGUCACACAGAUGCACAUGAUUUGGGAGUUACACUUUGUGACAUGGAUGAAUCUGCACUGACCCUUGGCGCCAUAGAUGUUUCUUAUUUGCCAAAUUCAUCUGAAUACAGUAUUGGUCGAUGUAAGCAUGCAAGCGAGGAAUGGGGUGAGUGUGGUUUCAGACCUACUGUCUUCAGAUCUGCAACCUUGAAGUGGAAAGAAAGCCUAAUGAGCCGGAAAAGGCCCUUUGUAGGAAGAUGUUGUUAUUCCUGUACUCCCCAGAGCUGGGAUAAAUUUUUCAACCCCAGCAUCCCAUCUUUGGGUUUGCGGAAUGUUAUUUAUAUCAAUGAAACUCACACAAGGCACCGAGGAUGGCUGGCAAGACGUCUUUCUUAUGUGCUUUUCGUUCAAGAGCGAGAUGUCCAUAAAGGCAUGUUUGCCACCAACGUGACUGAAAACGUACUGAACAGCAGUAGGGUACAAGAGGCAAUUGCAGAAGUGGCUGCUGAAUUAAACCCUGAUGGUUCUGCUCAGCAGCAAUCAAAAGCUGUCAAUAAAGUGAAAAAGAAAGCCAGAAAGAUCCUUCAAGAAAUGGUUGCCACUGUCUCACCGGCACUGAUCAGACUGACCGGAUGGGUGCUGCUAAAACUGUUCAACAGCUUCUUUUGGAAUAUUCAAAUUCACAAGGGUCAACUUGAGAUGGUUAAAGCUGCAACUGAGAUGAAUUUGCCGCUUAUAUUUCUUCCAGUUCAUAGAUCACAUAUUGACUAUCUCCUGCUCACUUUCAUUCUCUUCUGCCAUAACAUCAAAGCGCCAUACAUUGCUUCAGGCAAUAAUCUCAACAUCCCCAUCUUCAGUACCCUGAUCCAUAAGCUUGGGGGCUUUUUCAUACGACGGAGGCUAGAUGAGACGCCAGAUGGACGGAAAGAUAUUCUCUAUAGAGCUUUGCUCCACGGGCAUAUAGUUGAACUACUUCAACAGCAGCAGUUCUUGGAGAUUUUUCUGGAAGGCACACGCUCUAGGAGUGGAAAAAUCUCCUGUGCUCGGGCAGGACUUUUGUCAGUUGUAGUAGAUACUCUGUCUACCAAUACCAUCCCAGACAUCUUGAUAAUACCUGUUGGGAUCGCCUACGAUCGUAUUAUUGAGGGUCAUUACAAUGGCGAACAACUGGGAAAACCUAAGAAGAAUGAGAGCCUCUGGAGCAUAGCAAGAGGCGUUAUCAGAAUGUUACGAAAAAACUAUGGGUGUGUCAGAGUGGAUUUUGCACAACCAUUUUCCUUAAAGGAAUAUUUAGAAAGCCAAAGUCAGAAACCUGUUUCUUCUCCACUGUCUCUGGAGCAAGCGUUGUUACCAGCUAUACUUCCUUCAAGACCCAAUGAUGCUGCUGCUGAAGGUACAGACACGUCCAUUAACGAGUCCAGAAAUGCAACAGAUGAACCCUUCCGAAGAAGAGUGAUUGCAAAUCUGGCUGAGCACAUUCUCUUCACCGCUAGCAAGUCCUGUGCCAUUAUGUCAACACACAUCGUGGCCUGCCUGCUCCUCUACAGACACAGGCAGGGAAUUGAUCUCUCCACAUUGGUGGAGGACUUCUUUGUGAUGAAGGAGGAAGUCCUGGCUCGCGAUUUUGACCUGGGUUUCUCGGGAAAUUCAGAAGAUGUAGUCAUGCAUGCCAUACAGCUGCUGGGAAAUUGCAUCACAAUCACACACACCAGCAGGAACGAUGAAUUUUUUAUUACUCCCAGCACAACUGUCCCAUCAGUCUUUGAACUCAACUUCUACAGCAAUGGGCUGCUUCACGUCUUUAUCAUGGAGGCCAUCAUAGCCUGCAGCCUUUACGCAGUUCUGAAGAAGAGGGGCCCGGGAGCGCCUGUGUCUCCCAGCUUGAUCAGCCAGGAACAGCUGGUGCGCAAGGCCGCCAGCCUGUGCUAUCUGCUCUCCAACGAAGGCACCAUCUCUCUCCCCUGCCAGACGUUUUACCAAAUUUGCCAUGAAACAGUAGGCAGGUUUAUCCAGUAUGGCAUUCUUAUAGUGGCGGAGCCCGACGAUCAGGAAGAUGUUAGUCCUGGUCUUGCUGAGCAGCAGUGGGACAAGAAGCUUCCUGAACCUUUGUCUUGGAGAAGUGAUGAAGAGGACGAGGACAGCGAUUUUGUUUGGUUAUAGAUAAAUGGAAAAAGAGACAAGAGUCUGAAAAUUCAGGAAGAUGAACACCAUAGAUGACUCCUUUCAUGACCCUCUCCUCAGAAUGCACAGGUGCAAACCUGUUUACCCGCACCUGCACCCACUCCUAAAGGGGCAGUGGUUGUGUUCAGUCAUCACUGAAGCAAGGCAGUCCCGUACCAGGUAUGGGAGGGAAUGAAGAUUCAGCUGCCACUGGCCUGGUUGCUCUUUUUGAGUCCUGCUCAGUCUUGCCAUCUCUCCCAAGAUUCCCUGCGUCAAGCUCUUUGCCUCCAACGGAGACAAAUCCUAUCGCAGGAGAAAAUUUGAUUUGCAAAAGAUUGUCCCUGCUUUAGGAAAAGCAGUUUUGUCUAAUUUGUAAUUUUAGAAAUUAGUAUUAAUGACCCUUCUUUUCUGAAUACCCUAAGUGGACUACUGUCCUUGCAGUGGGAAUAAUACCCCUAGUUUACACACACACACACACGCACACACAGAGGAGAGUCUAAUUGACUUUUGGAGGUUUUCCAUGUUGGGUAUUAUUAGUUUCGAGAUGGGGCAGUGAUCUUGCUUCCACACUCCAGAGAGGCUCAUCUGAACGUGCGUGUUUUGGGGGAGGGGUGCAAUGAGAGCGCCCACUGCCCAAAGCACCCCAUCGUCACCGCCACCGUUCCCCGCUGGGCCGGACCGGGGGCCCGAAGCCAUCUGGGGAUGGCAGGCAGUGAGGGCUGGGAGGGACUGAGAUGAUCUCGGGGGUCUCGGCGUGUGGCCUUUUUGCGCACUCGAGUGACCGUCGAGCCAGGCUUCAGGGUCUGGAGGCUCCAGCCUCGGGACCAGCUAUUUUCAGUGAUGACAGUAUGGCAUAAUCGUGUCAUUCAAGUAUGACAGUUUCUCCUAGGCAGCUGUUCAAUGAACGCAAACCUCAGGUACUGUGAAUGUCAGUAAUUACAAUAAAGAACGCAUUUCAAAACCAGCGGUCGUUUCCAGGGGCGCUGCUGUGCACACGGAGCAGUAGGCCGCUUCCGCGUGGAGGCGGUGAGGGGCCGUCUUCCCGAGCCGCUGGCGCUCCGAGGAGGUUCCUUUGUCCCCCAGUGACUGGUCUCCCCCCUCCCCUCCCAGGUGAGCCGGUCCAAGGAGCACCAGCAGUUCAUCACCUUCCUACAGAGGCUCCUUGGGCCUUUGCUGGAGGCCUACAGCUCUGCUGCCAUCUUCAUUCACAACUUCAGUGGUCCUGUUCCAGAGCCUGAA
Molecule: messenger RNA, 3496 nt
Organism: Physeter macrocephalus (sperm whale)
Lineage: Eukaryota; Metazoa; Chordata; Mammalia; Artiodactyla; Physeteridae
Gene: GPAM
Product: glycerol-3-phosphate acyltransferase, mitochondrial
Exons: 20
Coding region: 95-2257 (720 amino acids)
Biological process (GO): phospholipid biosynthetic process; fatty acid metabolic process; triglyceride biosynthetic process
Cellular component (GO): mitochondrial membrane; plasma membrane
Molecular function (GO): glycerol-3-phosphate O-acyltransferase activity
Source: RefSeq, a predicted model, not a curated record